Passer montanus (Eurasian tree sparrow) is the source of this 4230-nucleotide messenger RNA. It is a transcript of the gene MYO1F, whose product is annotated as myosin IF. The record is from RefSeq and is a predicted model, not a curated record. The transcript has 28 exons. The coding region runs from base 106 to 3513 and encodes 1135 amino acids. Gene Ontology annotation, cellular component: vesicle; myosin complex; cytoplasm. Gene Ontology annotation, biological process: actin filament organization; vesicle transport along actin filament. NCBI's taxonomy places the organism in Eukaryota, Metazoa, Chordata, Aves, Passeriformes, Passeridae. Gene Ontology annotation, molecular function: actin filament binding; ATP binding; microfilament motor activity.
CAAUCUUGUUACAGCAGAAAGAAAAAAUCCGAGUGCUCCGGGAUGGCCCCGGGCCGUCGGUGACAGGAGCCCGAGCACCUGCCUGGGGAGGGACACAGGGACAUCAUGGGCAGCAAGGAGCGCUUCCACUGGCAGAGCCACAAUGUCAAGCAGAGCGGCGUGGACGACAUGGUGCUGCUGUCCAAGAUCUCCGAGGAGGCCAUCGUGGAGAACCUCAAGAAGCGUUUCAUGGACGAUUUCAUCUUUACCUACAUCGGGCCCGUGCUGAUCUCCGUGAACCCCUUCAAGCAGAUGCCGUAUUUCACCGACCGCGAGAUCGAGCUGUACCAGGGCGCGGCCCAGUAUGAAAAUCCCCCCCACAUCUACGCCCUGACUGACAACAUGUACCGGAACAUGCUGAUCGACGGGGAGAACCAGUGUGUCAUCAUCAGUGGAGAAAGCGGAGCUGGGAAAACGGUGGCAGCAAAAUACAUCAUGGGCUACAUCUCCAAAGUGUCUGGGGGUGGGGAGAAAGUCCAGCACGUGAAGGACAUCAUCCUGCAGUCCAACCCGCUGCUGGAAGCCUUUGGAAAUGCCAAAACUGUCCGGAACAACAAUUCCAGCCGCUUCGGAAAAUACUUUGAGAUCCAGUUCAGCCGGGGCGGAGAACCCGAUGGGGGCAAGAUCUCCAACUUCCUGCUGGAGAAGUCGCGCGUGGUGAGCCAGAACGAGUGCGAGCGGAAUUUCCACAUCUACUACCAGCUCAUCCAAGGGGCGUCCCAAGAGCAGCGGCAGAAUUUGGGCAUCAUGAACCCGGAUUAUUACUUCUACCUGAACCAGACAGACACCUACGAGGUGGAGGGCACAGAUGACUGCAGCGACUUCCACGAGACCAUGAAUGCCAUGCAGGUCAUCGGCAUCUGCGGCGAGGACCAGCAGCUGGUGCUGCAGAUCGUGGCAGGGAUCCUGCACCUGGGCAACAUCAGCUUCAGGGAGGAGGGCAACUACGCCCGGGUGGAGAACGCUGACUCCCUGGCCUUCCCUGCCUACCUGCUGGGGGUCGACCAGGAGCGCCUCAACGAGAAGGUCACCAGCAGGAAAAUGGACAGCAAGUGGGGCGGCCGCUCCGAGUCCAUCACUGUCACCCUCAACGUGGAGCAGGCGGCCUACACCCGCGACGCGCUGGCCAAGGGGCUCUACGCCCGCGUCUUCGACUUCCUGGUGGAGUCCAUCAACCGGGCCAUGCAGAAGCCGUACGAGGAGUACAGCGUCGGGGUGCUGGACAUCUACGGCUUCGAGAUAUUCCAGAAAAACGGCUUUGAGCAAUUCUGCAUUAACUUUGUGAAUGAGAAGCUGCAGCAGAUCUUCAUUGAGCUGACCUUGAAGGCAGAGCAGGAGGAAUAUGUGCAGGAGGGGAUCAAGUGGACGCAGAUCCAGUACUUCAACAACAAGGUGGUGUGUGACCUGAUAGAGAACAAGCUGAACCCUCCUGGGAUCAUGAGUGUCCUGGAUGACGUGUGUGCCACCAUGCAUGCCACGGGCGAGGGCGCCGACCAGACCCUGCUGCAGAAGCUGCAGGCGGCCGUGGGCACCCACGAGCACUUCAACAGCUGGAGCUCAGGCUUUGUCAUCCACCACUAUGCUGGCAAGGUGUCCUAUGAUGUGAAUGGCUUCUGCGAGCGCAACCGGGACGUGCUUUUCACCGACCUGAUCGAGCUCAUGCAGAGCAGUGAAUACGGUUUCAUCCGGAUGCUUUUCCCAGAAAAACUUGAUUCUGACAAAAAGGGACGGCCGACCACGGCAGGCUCCAAAAUCAAGAAACAGGCCAACGACCUGGUGAACACGCUCAUGAAGUGCACCCCACACUACAUCCGCUGCAUCAAACCCAACGAGACCAAGAAACCCCGGGACUGGGAGGAGAGCAGGGUGAAGCACCAGGUCGAGUACCUGGGGCUGAAGGAGAACAUCCGGGUGCGCCGGGCAGGCUUUGCCUACCGCCGCCUCUUCCACAAGUUCCUGCAACGCUACGCCAUCCUCACCCCCGAGACGUGGCCGGCGUGGCGCGGGGACGAGCGCCAAGGGGUGCAGCACCUCCUGCGCUCGGUCAACAUGGACCCAGACCAGUACCAGAUGGGCAGGAGCAAGGUGUUCGUCAAGAACCCCGAGUCGCUCUUCCUGCUCGAGGAGAUGCGGGAGAGGAAAUUUGACAGCUUCGCCCGGGUGAUCCAGAAGGCCUGGCGCCGGCACGUCGCCAUCCGCAAAUACGAGCAGAUGAGAGAGGAGGCUGCCAGCAUCCUCUACAACUUCAAAGAGCGGCGCAGGAACAGCAUCAACAGGAAUUUCGUGGGGGAUUACCUGGGCAUGGAGGAGAGGCCAGAGCUGAGGCAGUUCCUGGCCAAGCGGGAGCGCGUCGACUUCGCCGACUCCGUCACCAAAUACGACCGGAGGUUCAAGCCCAUCAAGCGGGAUUUCAUUCUCACCCCCAAGUACUUCUACCUGAUCGGGCGGGAGAAGGUGAAGAAGGGGCCUGAGAAGGGGCAGAUCAAGGAGGUGCUCAAGAAGAAGGUGGAGCUGCAGGCGGUGAGCGGUGUCUCGCUGAGCACCAGACAGGAUGACUUCUUCAUCCUCCACGAGAAUCACGCCGACAAUUUCUUGGAGUCCAUCUUCAAGACGGAGCUGAUCAGCCUCCUGUGCAAACGCUUCGAGGAGCUCACCCACUCCAAGCUGCCCCUCUCCUUCAAGGACACACUACAGUUUCGGGUGAAGAAGGAGGGCUGGGGUGGCGGUGGCACCCGCAAUGUCACCUUCAUCAGAGGACAGGGCGACGUGGCCGCCCUCAAAGCUGGAGGCAAAACCCUUACGAGCCCACAAGGAAGGGGGCAGCACAGGGCAGAGGUGGCAGCAGGCGUCCAGCACCUUCCCGCAGUGCCCCACCAGCACCCAGAGGAGCCUGCAGGAACGGGGGUCCCCAGGUCCCCCGCGAGGAUAGCUGGGCACAGAGGGACACCUACAAGAAGCCCCAGAAGCAGACGCGGGGCCCCCCGGCCACGGCGCUUCCCGCCCGCAACGCCGGCCACCAGCCCAAGGCACGGCCCCCAUCCGAGCACAACAUGGACUUCCUCAACGUGCCUGACCAGGGCGUGGCUGGGGUGCAGCGCCGGCGCAGCGUGGGCCAGCGGCCGCCCCCGGCCCGGCGCCCCAAGCCGCAGCCCAAGGCGGAGGGGCCGCGCUGCCGGGCGCUCUACCAGUACAUCGGGCAGGACGUGGACGAGCUCAGCUUCAACGUGGGGGACGUCAUUGACAUCCUGGUGGAAGAUGCCUCUGGCUGGUGGAAGGGCCAGCUGCACGGCAAGCAAGGGCUUUUCCCUGGGAAUUAUGUGCAGAAGAUAUGAGCUGGAGGAAAGGAGGAGCUCACCGUCCUCCCACCCCACCUCCAGAGGCUGUGCCCGAGGUGCCAGGGCACCUGAAGUUUUCACACCAGCUUCAAAACUUUCCAAGAACUUCCCAACCGUGAAGUUUUCCCACCGAUGCUAGCACAGAGUGAGCGUUUCCUCACGAGCCACCUGACUGUGCCGGUGCCAGGGGCUGGAUCCCACAGCCCCUUCAGCUGGGGGCACCCUGCAGCCAGGACGGGCUCUUGGCUGCGUCUUCGUACUCUGGGACUUAACCUACUAUGCGGUAUGAAUAGAAUCGUUGUUCAUAAUUAUGGUAAAUAAGCAGACUCAGCAAGCUGACUCAGAUUUUUAGUUUGAGGGUUGUAUUUCACCCACUGAGGCUGUUUCAAAAGCUGUGACGUGGGCGGACACAGAUCAGAGGCAGCCCCGUCCCUCCCACCACGAACCCUCCAGAAAAUGCUGAAUACACCAACCAGCUCUCCGGGCUCCAGCCCAGGCACCUCCAGGCUCCGCUGUGUCCUGGAUGGCUCAGCACAGCCGGCGAGGCACAGGAACAGUCCGAGGAUCCCUCAGCAAAGCCCGGGAGCUGCCACAGCCUCUCCUGGCGCUGCUCGGGGCACCUGUGGGGUCUCACCCCUCUGGGAUGCUUGGGGUGGCAGCUGAGACCCUCUGUGCCGACACGCCCCAGCCCAGGACAGGGGGACGGCGGGGCUGGGGUGUGGGGUGGGGGCUGAGCCCCAGCAGGGGCUGCCCCAGGGGGUUUCACCCGGGAGAGGGAGGAACAGCGCUGAAAUGUCCGCCUCAUGUCCGGCCUCCCCGCCAGGGCCCGCGCCGGAGGAAGUGACGACAGCCCACA